Equus caballus (horse) is the source of this 3582-nucleotide messenger RNA. RefSeq names its product tripartite motif containing 46 (gene TRIM46). The record is from RefSeq and is a predicted model, not a curated record. Gene Ontology annotation, molecular function: zinc ion binding; protein binding. Gene Ontology annotation, cellular component: main axon. Lineage: Eukaryota; Metazoa; Chordata; Mammalia; Perissodactyla; Equidae. Gene Ontology annotation, biological process: axonogenesis; microtubule bundle formation; neuron migration.
AAGGUGGGGUCGAGGGGAACGGGAGCGGGAGUAUAGGGGUCCGGGCAGGCCCAGACCUUGAACAGGUGGGGAUCUGGCAAGAUGCUGGGAUGUAGACAGGGGGCUAGUGAUAGCAGAAAGGACUGGGAGGGUCGGGAUGCAGGUAUGAGAGGGUAAUCCCUGAGGCAGCCCGGAGGUGAGUGCCGUGAAGGCGUCCAUCUGCUGGGGCAUGAGGAACAAGGAGCUGCCCGGACGCAGCGGGUGGGCUGGGGCUGCAAGGCAAUGGGGCUAUGCUAUGAGGAGGGGGCGUGUGUGAGCUUGGAAAAUUUCCAAGAAAACCGAGGACAGGUGGGAGGCGAUGAAGGAGUCGCCCCAGGGUGCAGUUCCCAAUUUGGACCCCUCCGUGAGACCCCACCCCACCGCACCCCCACUCAGGGCUGCCUCCGAGCCUGUGGUUGUCAUGGAAACCCGUGCCCGGCUCUCCCAGGGGCGGUGCCAACCCUGCUCCCCCCCACCACUUCCUUCCCCCUCCCUCCCUGUCCCUCCCUCCUUUGUGUCAGCUGCGCCCCUGACCGGGAUGGCUGCGAAGAGAGGGACCAAGACGAGCAUGAAGAACAUGGAGAAGGAACUGCUGUGCCCAGUGUGUCAAGAGAUGUACAAGCAGCCACUAGUGCUGCCCUGUACCCACAACGUGUGCCAGGCCUGUGCCCGGGAGGUGCUGGGCCAGCAGGGCUACGUAGGCCAUGGUGGGGACCCCAGCUCCGAGCCCACCUCUCCUGCCUCCACCCCUUCCACCCGAAGUCCUCGCCUCUCCCGAAGAACCCUCCCCAAGCCAGAUCGUUUGGACCGGCUGCUUAAGUCAGGCUUUGGGACAUACCCCGGGCGGAAGCGAGGUGCUUUGCACCCCCAGGUAAUCAUGUUCCCGUGCCCAGCCUGCCAGGGCGAUGUGGAGCUUGGGGAGCGGGGCCUGGCAGGGCUGUUCCGGAAUCUGACCCUGGAGCGAGUGGUGGAGAGGUACCGCCAGAGUGUGAGUGUGGGUGGUGCCAUCCUGUGCCAACUGUGCAAGCCCCCGCCACUAGAAGCCACCAAGGGCUGCACCGAGUGCCGGGCCACCUUCUGCAAUGAGUGCUUCAAGCUUUUCCACCCCUGGGGCACCCAGAAGGCCCAGCAUGAGCCCACCCUGCCUACUCUCUCAUUCCGCCCCAAGGGCCUGAUGUGUCCAGACCACAAGGAAGAGGUGACCCACUACUGUAAGACGUGCCAACGGCUGGUAUGCCAACUCUGCCGAGUGCGGCGCACUCACAGCGGGCACAAGAUCACACCAGUACUCAGCGCCUACCAGGCCCUCAAGGACAAGCUGACAAAGAGCCUGACAUACAUCCUGGGAAACCAGGACACAGUACAGACCCAGAUCUGUGAGCUGGAGGAGACUGUGAGGCACACCGAGGUGAGUGGUCAGCAGGCCAAGGAGGAGGUGUCCCAGCUGGUACGGGGGCUGGGGGCUGUGCUGGAGGAGAAGCGGGCAUCACUGCUUCAGGCCAUUGAGGAAUGCCAGCAGGAGCGGCUGGCCCGUCUCAGCGCCCAGAUCCAGGAGCACCGGAGCCUGCUAGAUGGCUCAGGUCUGGUGGGCUACGCCCAGGAGGUUCUUAAGGAAACAGACCAGCCUUGCUUUGUGCAAGCAGCCAAGCAGCUGCACAACAGGAUUACCCGAGCUACGGAGGCCCUCCAGAUGUUCCGACCAGCUGCUAGCUCUUCCUUCCGCCAUUGCCAGCUGGACGUGGGGCGUGAGAUGAAGCUGCUGACAGAGCUUAACUUCCUGCGAGUGCCCGAGGCUCCUGUCAUUGAUACCCAGCGCACCUUUGCCUACGACCAGAUCUUCCUGUGCUGGCGGCUGCCCCCACACUCACCACCUGCCUGGCACUACACCAUUGAGUUCCGGCGCACGGAUGUGCCUGCCCAGCCGGGCCCCACCCGCUGGCAGCGGCGGGAGGAGGUGAGGGGCACCAGUGCCCUGCUCGAGAACCCUGACACUGGCUCUGUGUACGUGCUGCGUGUCCGUGGCUGCAACAAGGCCGGCUACGGCGAGUACAGUGAAGAUGUGCACCUGCACACGCCCCCAGCACCUGUGCUGCACUUCUUCCUCGAUGGCCGCUGGGGUACAAGCCGAGAGCGGCUGGCCAUCAGCAAGGACCAGCGAGCAGUGCGGAGUGUUCCAGGGCUGCCCCUGCUGCUGGCUGCUGAGCGGCUGCUGACUGGCUGCCACCUGAGCGUGGAUGUGGUCCUGGGCGAUGUGGCUGUGACCCAGGGCCGCAGCUACUGGGCCUGCGCCGUGGACCCAGCCUCCUACUUGGUCAAGGUGGGCGUUGGGCUGGAGAGCAAGCUUCAGGAAAGCUUCCAGGGCGCCCCUGAUGUGAUCAGCCCCAGGUAUGACCCGGACAGCGGACAUGAUAGCGGUGCUGAGGAUGCCACAGUGGAGGCGUUGCCACCCUUCGCUUUCCUAACCAUUGGCAUGGGCAAGAUCCUGCUGGGGUCCGGGGCCAACUCAAAUGCAGGGCUGACAGGGAGGGAUGGCCCUUCAGCGAGCUGCACAGUGCCCUUGCCGCCCCGCCUGGGCAUCUGCCUGGACUACGAGCGGGGCCGGGUUUCCUUCCUAGACGCCGUGUCCUUCCGCGGGCUCCUGGAGUGCCCCCUGGACUGCUCCGGGCCUGUGUGCCCUGCCUUUUGCUUCAUUGGGGGUGGGGCAGUACAGCUACAAGAGCCUGUGGGCACUAAGCCUGAGAGGAAGGUCACCAUUGGGGGCUUUGCCAAGCUGGACUGACCCUUUCAGGCCUCUCCUGGACCCUGGGUUCCCAAGCCUCCUAGAGCCGGGUUAUUCCUCCGGCAGCUUCUCCCCCAAACUCUUCCUACCAUGUGGUCCUGUCCCUUACCCUAUGUCUGUGUCUUCCCAGGGCCUUCUCUUGACCAAGGGACUCUCCUCUGCUCACCUCUCUGGAUGUCCCCCAUUCUCUCCAUUGCCUGUUAAUCCAGGCUCCCACCCUCACCAGGUCUCUGCCCCAUGCCCUGCCCUUGGCAUCUUACCCAGGUCAUGGAGAGAGCCCCUUCCCCAUCACUGUCCUGUGCUCCUCCCCAGGCUGUUUGGGAGGGAAGGCACCUGGAACACUGGGCAUGAUCCCCAGCUCUACCCUCUGCCCUGCCAAGCUCCCUGCCCCAAUGAUGCUGAACUACAGCCUUGGGGCGGGCAGCCUCUUUGGCCAGACACUGCCCAGGCACUUCCUGGUGAGGGGAAGGGGACCCUAUCAUCCUGCUUUAUUUAUUUGGGUCCCCAUACCCCUCAGCCGCAUGCCUCUUAUGUCCCCCUUCUCUCUUUUGCAUGCUUUACCUGCCCCACACCCAUGCACCCAUGCCAACGUGCCAAGUCUCCCUUGGGACCCCAGCUGAGGUUGCGUGUCCCCGGUGGGUUGGGCCAGGCAAGGCCUCUGGUGCCAGCAGCUGCCCCCCUGUGGUGGGCACUGCUAGGCCUGUGCCAAGCAACAGCUAUUACUUUCAUGGUUUAUAAACAAUAAACUGUGAUGGCAGGCACAUCUCUGCCUUCCCUGAGCCUGA